Messenger RNA from Cucurbitaria berberidis CBS 394.84, 1524 nucleotides. RefSeq lists its product as uncharacterized. NCBI's taxonomy places the organism in Eukaryota, Fungi, Ascomycota, Dothideomycetes, Pleosporales, Cucurbitariaceae. Gene Ontology annotation, cellular component: nucleus. The record is from RefSeq and is a predicted model, not a curated record. The transcript is spliced from 2 exons. Gene Ontology annotation, biological process: positive regulation of transcription by RNA polymerase II. Bases 1 to 1524 code for a protein of 507 amino acids. Gene Ontology annotation, molecular function: DNA-binding transcription factor activity, RNA polymerase II-specific; transcription cis-regulatory region binding; zinc ion binding.
AUGGAGCCCUCAAAGCAGACUGCCACCGCUGUGUCGAUCCCAUAUCGGCGAAGGACAACAACAGGAUGUCUCACCUGUCGGAUGCGACGUAAGAAAUGUAACGAGGAGAAACCGAAUUGUGUCGGUUGCAGGCAGAACAAACUUAUAUGCAACUGGCCAUCCAAUGAUAAAACAGCGAAGGAAGUGUCUUUGUCUCGGAUUAGAGGGCAAGUAGGCUCUACGGCCAGAAAUGCUGCUGUUGAUCGACCCAUAUUGCGCGCUACUACGCCCCAUACAGUGCUACCAGAGGUCAUAAUUGCAUGCGAUCAAAACAGUGUUCCCCACCCACUUGGAUUCAUGCCCGGUAUACGAAGAGCUUCCGAUUGGCAUCUUUUUGACCAUUACGUUGGGGUCACAGCGGUACAACUAGCAGGGCGAUUGGCGCCUCGGAACGCGUUCCUUAGCCACCUACUCCCAGUGGCGUACCAAGAUGCACGAGUUGUACAGUGCAUUCUAGCUCUUAGCGGGGCCCAGCUUUGUUUCAGAUCCAAUCAAUUCGAAUAUAAUGCACGCUCUCACUACAUGGCUAGCCUUCGUAGUGUUAAGCAUGCUCUCCUUACUUGGCGCUCAUUGACUACCACCGAGCUCGUCGGACUGUUGACUACUACACUAUUACUCUGCUACUUUGAGAUUUUGAUUUGCAACACUGAAGGGCAUUUCUUCUAUCAUCUCCGAGCGAGCCGCGUACUCCUAAUCGAGCUAAGAGAUUGCCGCGCUGACCAGGUCGACCAAUCUUUACUCGACUUGCUUACUGAGUUCUAUGCAUACUUUGCAAUCUCUACUACCAUUACCUUGCACACGGACCUACCAGUAAACCGCCAUAUCCCCGAAGACUCUUUUCUCUCAUCUGCCGCUCUUUCUUCUCUCAAUCGAGGCAAUGACAUCUACGGUGUCUUGUUUGGUUCCGCACAUGGUCUCUGGGGCCUUAUUAUGCCCAUAGCCAGGUCAGCCCGCUACUUUGGCCAACAUCAGAACGUCAACCAGCGCGACAUCAACCUAAGAAAGUACGAGAGCGAGAUACUUUCCUGGACUUACACUCCAUUUGGGCAGCCAUCAACAGGUCAGGACACAGCCCUAGAUCCAUAUCAGUUGGCGGGUGAAAUCUACCAGCAAACGCUUCUCAUCUUCCUCUACACAACCUUCAAUGGCCCUAAUCCCCCCACGCCAGAUAUCUACGCCAAGGUAGACGCUUGCGUAGCGACUGCGCUACGACUUGUUGCAAAGAUCCCGUUAACACACCCACUUCAAACCACACUAACGUGGCCUAGUCUGAUUGUCGGCUCCUGCAUGCGCAACCCAUACGAUCGGGCGGGAAUCAAAUACCUCAUGAAACAACAAUUAUGUGCUACAAUGUUGGAUCUGAAAAGGAAUCUAAAGUUUCUGCUCCAGCUCUGGGAAUAUCAGGAUAAAGAUGAGACGGUGUAUGGGCCGUAUGGAAUUGAACUUGUAAUAAAGCGAAAGAGCCUUCACCUGUGCAUAGCAUAA